Molecule: messenger RNA, 2285 nt
Organism: Botrytis sinoallii
Lineage: Eukaryota; Fungi; Ascomycota; Leotiomycetes; Helotiales; Sclerotiniaceae
Exons: 5
Coding region: 700-2214 (504 amino acids)
Biological process (GO): protein N-linked glycosylation; cell wall mannoprotein biosynthetic process
Cellular component (GO): Golgi apparatus; membrane
Molecular function (GO): alpha-1,2-mannosyltransferase activity
Source: RefSeq, a predicted model, not a curated record
CACACCCACAUACCCCACACACCACACACCACACACCACACACCACACACCAAAAUCUGAACACUUCUCUGGCCUAACAAACCCUUCCAGAAAUACUCCAUACCCGCAAAUAACCACAGUCCACCUCAUCUCACUUCCCUUUUCUCUAAAUCCCCCAAGUCGUUCUAGCCCAUCCACAUCCAUUGAUUGAUUGAUUGAUUGAUUGAUUGCAUUGCAACACACGACAGACAGUCAGUCAGUCAGUCAAUUCACAAUAACGAAUUCCUCUGGAAAUUUGCAUGUCAUAAUAUUUUCAAGUUUCUUCUCGCCAUCAACAGAACAGAUUUAUUUCUUUUAUGUUGACGGCAGAAACUCCUCAAAAUAAUCAUAGACACGUUGAGGUUAUCGCAAAAGUGUUUCUUCUAUCUUCGAGGACACCCAAGGUCCAAGUCGCUCGUUAUUAGAAAAAGUAUCAUCGCUUUUUAUGAGAAAGGAAUAGCGACUCUGCCAAAGGAAUUCCCCCUUGGAAUCAUUUCGAUUCGAGAUUCCAUUAUACACUCUAUUCCAAUUACUUUUUGUAAUAUUAUCAAUUAAUCCAGAUACGGCACACACUGGGUAGUGUCCUCUUCUUUUAACGGCCUGGGGUCGACAUAAAUUCCCCCUAUCUAUCUCGAAAUUUUGUCUACGAACGGAUCCUCAACUAUCUCAACCACAACCACCAUGAGUUUCGUUCAGAGGGUGAUGAAGCGCAUGCCUUCAUCAACACAAUUACCAUUGGAUGAUGUGAAGGAGAAGCCAAAAACCACAUCUAGAUUGGCGUUUUUCAGGCGGCCGCUUCGAUUAAAGGGCAAUUCCAGCAUUUCGAUACCACUCGGCGUAGUUCUAUUAUUUCCAUGUAUUGUCGUUGUAUUGAUUUUGGUGCUUUUUGUUCGCCAUCCUAAAUCGGGUGUGGGAAUUUUAAUGCCAGCUGGAGCACCACCAGCUAUCAGGAGGAUCAGUGAACAACAUGAUAAGGUCUUCGUGACGGGAUGCGCGGAGCCCGAUACCAGUCAACCAAGAGCCAAUGCAGCAUUCGUUGUGCUAGCAAGAAAUAAGGAAUUGGAGGGAGUCAUUCAAUCAGUGAAAUCAAUCGAAAGGCAUUUCAAUCGAUGGUAUCAUUACCCCUACGUUUUCCUCAACGAUCAAGAAUUCAACUCGACAUUCAAGGAAGUUAUUCAAAACUAUACCAGUGCGCCAUGUGAAUUUGGAACCAUCGACCCUAAGCAUUGGGGAUUCCCAGAAUGGAUUGAUCCCAAGGUUGCCAAAGAGGGUAUUGCAAAACAAGGUGAUGCUGCAAUUAUGUAUGGUGGUAUGGAAAGUUACCAUUCCAUGUGCAGAUUUUAUUCAGGAUUCUUUUACAAACAUGAGCUUCUGGCUAAAUAUGAGUGGUACUGGCGACUGGAACCAGAAAUUAAGUAUUUCUGUGAUAUUACAUAUGAUCCUUUCCUUAAGAUGAUCGACUCGAAUAAGACUUAUGGUUUCACUAUUGCCGUUAAGGAAUUGAAGGAAACGGUUCCAAAUAUCUUCCGUUACGCAUCUGCAUAUAAACGAGUCAAUAACAUUACAUCUCAAGGUCUAUGGGAAAUGUUCGUCGAGCCUCCUCCUGAGGAGCCCAAAGAGGUCCCUGAAGAUGAUCCAGCUUAUAAAAGACCAUUACCUGAGGAAAUUCUUCGAGGCGAUCCAUCUCGCGCAUCUUUGCCAGAAAUUGAUCCAGAAGCUAUGGAAGGAGAAAAGUACAACAUGUGUCAUUUCUGGUCGAAUUUCGAAAUUGCUAGACUUAGUUGGUUCAGAAGUAAGGAAUAUGAAGACUUCUUCCAAAUGAUGGAUCGCAGUGGUGGAUUUUGGAUGGAGAGAUGGGGUGAUGCACCCAUCCAUUCUUUAGCCGCUGGUGCUCUCCUCGCCCCUCGCGAUAUUCAUUACUUUCGUGAUUUUGGCUAUAGACAUACAACUAUUCAACAUUGCCCAGCAAACGCACCCGCACGUCAAAGAGCGCGCGAACCUUAUCUUGAAAAGACAACAUUAGACGAGAAGAAACGAAAGGAAGAAGAUGAAUACUGGGACAAUUGGGAUCCAGUCAAGGAAAAUGGAGUUGGAUGUAGAUGUAGAUGCGACACGGAUAUUGUGGAUGUAGAAGGCAAACAAGGAAGUUGUUUGGCAGAAUGGGUAGAUGUUGCAGGAGGUUGGGCUAGUCCUUGAGAAGAUUAAUCGAGGGGUGAACGAUAGGAUAGGAUGUAUUGAGGAAACCAUGUCAUGUCAUGAAUGAUAUU